Messenger RNA from Gymnodraco acuticeps, 931 nucleotides. It is a transcript of the gene stmn1b, whose product is annotated as stathmin 1b. The record is from RefSeq and is a predicted model, not a curated record. The coding region runs from base 140 to 577 and encodes 145 amino acids. Gene Ontology annotation, cellular component: cytoplasm; neuron projection. Gene Ontology annotation, molecular function: tubulin binding. The transcript is spliced from 5 exons. Lineage: Eukaryota; Metazoa; Chordata; Actinopteri; Perciformes; Bathydraconidae. Gene Ontology annotation, biological process: regulation of microtubule polymerization or depolymerization; microtubule depolymerization; neuron projection development.
UUAGGGCCUGGAGGUUUUCGCGCGAAAACGGACUGUAGAUGUUGGCGGUCUGAACGUCUCACAGAGAAGAAGAAGGUCUGCUCUUCAGCUGAAGCACAGCACUUGACGUGGUAUAAAAGAGGAACAAUCCCCUGCUGAAAUGGAAACAUUUGGAGACCUCCAAGUGAAAGAGCUGAACAAGCGCUCGUCAGGACAAGCAUUUGAGGUCAUCCUGAGCCCCACAUCUCCAGAUGCCAAAAACAUUCCAAUCUCUCCUCUCAAGAAAAAGCCAACAUCACUGGAUGAGAUUAAGAGGAAACUGGAAGCUGCAGAAGACAGGCGCAAGAGCCAAGAGGCGGACAUUCUGAAACAGCUAGCUGAGAAACGAGAGCACGGGAAAGAGGUCGUCCAGAAGGCCUUAGAAGAAGACUGCAAGUUACGCAAGAUGGCACAGGAGAAACUCAAUCAAAAGAUGGAGGCAAACAAGGAGAACCGCACUGCCAGGAUGGCGGCACUCAAUGAGAAAUUCAAGGAGAAGGACAAGAAGCUUGAAGAAGUGAGGAAGAACAAAGAGGCAAUAAAAGAGGAUGAGAAUUAAUUUGUUUAUGAUCUGGAAAACAGUCUACAUCUCCAAAGAUAAGCUUUAUUUUGUAUAAACUCACACACCCAUUGUAUUUGUUGUGUUAGUUCUGAUUAUGCUGUUCAAAAGUUACUCACUGUUCGAUUUGGUUAGGAUAUAGUCAGAUAUGUGUUUUUGGCAGCUAAUUUGGUAGUUUUUGUGGUUAAAAUUAUAUUUUUUCAAGCAUUUAAUUGUAAUUAGUUGUCCCUCUUACCUAUAAUGCAUCAUAUAAUAGUGUUCUAGUACUGUUAAUGUUGUUGCAUGUUUAAAUAUAGGCUAUUGUACUUUACCAAGGUUCAACCAUUAAAGUCUAUAUCCCCAAACUAAUCUUUA